UGCUGCCGUUUACCUGGGCGCCAGCAGCGGCGGCGGCGGCGGCUGUUAUGGAUGGGGAUACCCUCUUUGCUCCUCAUCCUCUGCCCUACUCUGUGGAGGGCUUGCGCCAAGAGUGAGGCGGGGGUGCCUGGGGAGGGAGGAGGGGGCGCAGGAAGGCGGCGUGUGACAGAUGCAUCUACUCUGACAGCUCCCGGGCUCAGCCUAGUGGCUCCCUGCCAUUGGCUCAGUGCAGUGGAGCGGCAAGGCUGCGCACUAUAAUAGCGCCAUGCCUGUGAGAGGCAGCUGCUCAGACUCCUUCGGCAAAGCUACCGAGAUGCCGCUGCCGAGGCUGCCGCUCCGCCUCCUCCUCCAGCUAGCUCUGCGCUGAGCCUCAGAGAGAGAGAGAGAGAGAGAGAGAGAGAGAGAGACUGUGGUCACUCAGUGCCUGCCGGCUCCCGUUGUUGCUGAGCUGCCCUGCCGCUGGGUCUCUCUCCCCGCCCUGCGGAAAGGAGGGAGAGUUGGGCUGCUGCUGCUGCGAUCGCUUUAGUGGGAGAGAUCAGCCGAAGGGGGAGCAGUACAUGCCGCCUGUGUGCGUGGCUUGGCUCACUUGGGUCUCCCCUCUUCCGCCCCAGCGCCACUUUCUCCUUCUUGCACCGCCAAGCCCGGCACUCCACCCCAUCCCGCGCCUGGUGCCGGGCUGAUCUGGCGCCCUUGGGGUGCAUGGACAAGGCUGCAGCCGACGAGGCGGCUGCCCCAUGGAGUGUUAUUACAUUGUCAUCAGCUCCGCGCACCUCAGCAAUGGGCACUUUCGCAACAUCAAGGGAGUUUUCCGAGGUCCUCUCAGCAAGAACGGCAACAAAACUCUGGAUUACGCUGAAAAGGAGAAUACCAUAGCCAAAGCUCUGGAAGACCUUAAAGCCAACUUCUAUUGUGAACUUUGCGACAAACAGUAUUACAAGCAUCAAGAGUUCGACAAUCACAUUAACUCCUAUGACCAUGCUCACAAACAGAGACUCAAGGAGCUAAAGCAGAGAGAGUUUGCACGGAACGUAGCCUCCAAAUCCAGAAAAGAUGAAAGGAAACAGGAAAAGGCCCUUCAACGGUUACACAAGUUAGCUGAACUCAGAAAAGAAGCAGCGUGUGCUCCAGGGAGCGGCCCUAUGUUCAGAUCCACAACUGUUACCAUCCGAGAUAAUUUUAACGAAAUCCCUCCAAGUGCUGCCAUCAGCUCGGCUAAGAAAGAGCAAGAGUUUGACUUGGCAUUAUUGCACAGCUCAAAGGCUGCUGGCAAUGUGGCAUCUGUGGCUUCUUUCUCACUGGAAAGUGCAAAUGACAGCAAGCCAGACAAUAACAAGCUUGGGGAUCAAAUACAGGGACCCCAUGGACAUAAAGUGGGAUUCUCAUUUGCUUUCCCCAAGAAAGCAUCAGUCAAGCUAGAAUCCUCAGCUGCUGCUUUCUAUGAGUAUAAUGAUGAAACAUCUGCUGAGCAUGGAAUUAGCAGGAGAAGUCGGUUUGUUCCUGGGCCUUCUAAUCUUCAGGCUUCCUCAGAGGAAGAAACCAUUCUGUGCUCUGAGGAGAAACCUAGCUCUGUGGUUCCACUGAUGGAAAAACAUGCCGACAAAACAGAACCUACCCCAGUUCAGGACUUAAAUGAACCACCCAGUGAGGAGAAUAUAGUCCAGGAGGCUACAGCAUUAAGUCCCCCUGUGGCUCCUUUGAAAGAGUCUGGGCUUAGUGAUUUGGAUAGUGUUUAUGGUAAUGUGGAUUCAGCAACCUUGACUGAUGAAACCCUCUCCAGAGUUGCCCUUGGGAACCAAGCCGUCCCUGCAGAAAGCAACAGUGAUGAGAACACAGGAAACAAAUGCACAGGUUUCCCUGUCAGUGAAGAUUGUUUAUCACAGCAGGAAAUCCAGGAAGAAAAUGAUCAGAACCUUGGUAGCGAUUCACCCACCACUGAAAUUGAAAUUAAAAAAUCAUCCACUGAUGGACAGAUUCCAGCAAAUUCAGAAGGGGAAACGAUAGCUUUGCCUUGCAAACAAGACUCACAAAAAAGACCCUGUGAGCCGUUUGUUCCUGUGUUUAACAAACAUGGAUCAAGCAUUCUUCAGUGGCCAUCUGAAAUGCUAAUUUACACAAACACAGAACCAUCUAUUUCAUAUAGCUGUAAUCCCUUAUGUUUUGACUUCAGAUCAUCAAGAUCAGGCGAAUGCCUAGACAAAAAUAAGCUUCAAUCAAAUACAUCUAAUUCUCCCCAUAAGACUGAAAUCACCCAGGGCUUGGUUUUAGAUUAUACAAAUACAUCUCUUUCAGUGCAUGCUGAUUGUGCAACUGACACGAAUGCACAUCCAUACAAUGAUACAAUGUCAGUUACAACAGAUGUUUCUUUAGCAGAAGGUUGUGAUUCUGAUGAAAAACCAGAAAAAAUAGGCUUCGAUGCUUUGCAGAAGUCAGGGGGAAAAGAAACCCCGCACCAAUGUAUACAAGAGAGCUCAUCCACUGAUGAACAACAAAACAACAGCUGGAUCAAAAGAACACAUGAAAAGUGCUUUUAUAAAAACCGAAAGAGGAAAAGGAGGAGAAAGCUAUGUUAUUACCAUUAUGGAGUAACGACUGAGGCAGGUACUGAAAUUUCUCCAAUUGUUGAACAGCAAAGUAAUUUGGCUGAUGCUGAUAAACGUCAGAAGCCUCAUAAUAUUCUGGAACAAAGCCUCGGUGAACAUGGAGUGGGAGAUUCGAUAGCAGAAGUGUUACAACAGUCAUCUGAAACUCUUGGGGCUGAGAACAGUGACCACGGUAGAAACAUAUCUAUGUCUACACAUGUUUGUGAGAACCAAAGUCCAGACUCAGUUUGCAACACAAAAGAUGAUAUGGAUUAUUGCAAUCUGUGGAGGAGGAGCAAGCCAGUUUCUCACAGACAAUCAAAGCAAGCAGGUUUGAAUCCCGGAAUAUGCAAUUCAGUGCACUCUAGAGCAUUUUGUACUUGGAGUAUUCGAAGAUCAAGCAGUAGUCCAGACCAUAAACACUUUGGCCAUUAUCCUGAUGAAAAAUGUGUGGCUCAGACACAGCCUUUAAAGAGAGCCUAUCAUUCUCUCUUAGAUGAACCAGAGAGAUCUCAUCGAAAACGAAAGCAUCAUAUGCACUCUUGUUCAUCAGAUGAAAGUUCAAAUGCUCAGAACUGCUUCUCAGAAGAGAAUUUGAGGCGAACAAGUAACUUAUCAACACCUUGUAAACCCAAACGGAAACGAAGGAGAAAGAGAACAAGAAUUCAUCAUGUGUUUAAAAAGAGGGCAACACGAAGGGAUUCCAGUGUCAAGUCCCCAACAGGGGUCUCUGUGUUCAAUAAUCCUCCCCAAAUAUCGACUCAAGAUAACACGCAGCAAACACAACCCCCGCCCAUCACAAACUAUGCAAAUAAUGAUGAAAAAACAGUACAACCAGUGGAAAGCCAAACAGCCCCGCAAUCUGAACAUUUACUUUCAUUAGAAAAUAUCCAAGGAUCAAACUGUUCUGUUACAGAGAAUGCUCCAUCUCUGAAGGAAUUCAUAUAUUCUGCUUCUCCUAUUACUGAACAGAGUGUUCUGGCAAUGGCGAAACCCAGGAAUAUGCUGGAAGAGGAAGAAAAACAUGAACAUGUGAGUGUUCCUGAAAGCCAAGCUCCUAAUAAAGUGCCCAGUACUGAAAGAAACCUAGAUCAGCCUCCCCCUAAGACAUAUCUGUGCCAUUAUGAAGUGGCUGAGACUGUACCACAAGAGAAACUAAACCCAUCCGCCAAUGAAUGGCUGCGGUAUAACCCGGGCAUAUUUAAUACUGCUCCUACUUUGCCCUUUAAAGAAGCACAUAUAAACAGCCAUGCUUUCUUAACCACAGAACAAAUACUCACCCCAUUCACCUUGCCUGAACAUGCACUGCUCUUGCCCCCAGAAAACCACGACAAAUUCAAAGAUCUUCAGUGUGAGGCCUACCACCAGAUCUUCCAGCAAAACAUGCUAGCCAGCAAGAUGAAGCUGACCUUCCCUCCCGCUGCAAUCCAGCCUCCCAAUGCUCCUCUGCAGCCCUUGCCUUUGCAGCAGCCACUAUGUUCUACCUCGAUCACCACAAUCCAUCACACUGUUUUGCAACAGCAGGCAGCAGCUGCCGCUGCUGCUGCCGCUGCAGCAGCAAGUACAUUUAAGGUCCUUCAGCCUCACCAACAGUUCCUUUCGCAAGUCCCAACUCUUUCACGGACACCUUUACCUCACCUGUCUGUUGGGCCAAGGCUUUGUCCUGCAGGCCACACAACGAUUGUUGGUCCACCCCAAAUGCCACUCAUCCCAGCUUCAAUUCUUCACCCCAACCAUUUUGCUUUCCCCCCUUUGCCACACACACUGUUUCCCUCACUCCUGUCACCACACCCUGCAGUCAUUCCUUUGCAGCCACUCUUCUAGGCCCCAAGUUGACCUGUUAGAAACAAAAGGGCAGGCCUUCUGUUGAAUAUAUAUGGACGUAAUACUGGCACUGUUCAUCUGGCCUGUUGACAAAUCAUGCCACCAAUGGGCAAAGAUUAGGGGGUUACAAGAGCCUCCUCAUCCUAGAGCUAUUUGCUAUUGGCAAAACAAUGCAGAUAUUUAUAUGUAAAGUGCAGAUUCAUAAUAAAAUUAAAGCACUGAAAUAGUCUAAUACUAAUACAAAUGAUAUAUAUAGAUUAUAUAUAUAUAUAUGUACGUAUGUAUGAAUAUCAUGUCUUAAAAUGUUAAGAUGUAAAUAAAAUAUAUUUAUAGUACUGUAAGUUAGUUGUAAAGUAUACUCCUGGGUUUUUUUUAAAUUAUAUUUGUGUAUUUGCACCUAAGUAAUGUUUAGACAAAAGCUGAUGCACUAUGUUUUGUACAACAUAACCAUAAAUCUAGUGAGAAACUC
Hemicordylus capensis (graceful crag lizard) is the source of this 4872-nucleotide messenger RNA. RefSeq names its product zinc finger protein 804A (gene ZNF804A). NCBI's taxonomy places the organism in Eukaryota, Metazoa, Chordata, Lepidosauria, Squamata, Cordylidae. Gene Ontology annotation, cellular component: nucleus. The record is from RefSeq and is a predicted model, not a curated record. Bases 735 to 4403 code for a protein of 1222 amino acids. The transcript is spliced from 4 exons.